Messenger RNA from Lolium perenne, 572 nucleotides. RefSeq lists its product as uncharacterized. NCBI's taxonomy places the organism in Eukaryota, Viridiplantae, Streptophyta, Magnoliopsida, Poales, Poaceae. The record is from RefSeq and is a predicted model, not a curated record.
CCCAUUCCUGUCUUCUUGGUUCCUCGAACACAUCCAUGGAGAGGUCAAGGUCCUGCACAGAGAAGAGCAGCAGCAACAACACCCCAGCCAGCGCCGUCAGCGAGCUGAGGUGCUACAGUUCUUCCUACGUCACGCCCAAGAAGGCAGCCGGCACCACAUGGCCGUCUCCUGCACCUUCUUCCAUUUCCUCGUCGGCGGCGGCGGCGACCGGUUCGAAGGUGAAGACGUGGAGCGGCGGCUUGUGUAGUGCCCCGGCGGAGCUGCGGCGGAAGGGGAGGGUGGCGGGGUACAGGGUGUACGGCGCGGAGGGGAAGGUGAAGGUGUCGCUGAAGAACGGCGUGAGGUGGCUCAAGGGCAAGUGCACCCAGGUGGUGGACGGCUUGUGGUGAAGCCAAGGUGCAGAUCGAUUAUCUCUUUUUCUGCCCGGUAAAUAUUGAUGUACGUACAUCUUCUCCACAUGCCUAAAAUCGCGGGGCUAAUGCAUCCAAGAUCUUAAGAUGAUAUUCUUAAGCUGUUUGUGUGUAAGUAGCUACUUAAAUUACGAGAGAAUGUAGUGCCUCGUUCGAAAUGCU